UCGAGAUCGAUCGAUCCUUGCCCUGUCUCACCAGUCUCGCGGCGCGCCCUCGCCAUGGUGGAAUCGCCCAGCGAGGGGGUGGUCACCUCAGAGAGGAUUGAAUUGGAAUCUGAGUGGGACUUUGCCUCCUUCGUUUCGCAACUGGAUGAUCAUCAAAUCCAUGAGCUCGUGGGUCGUGCGCUCCGCGAGGAGAACGUGACGUACUGGCGAGAGCUCUUCGAGCAAAGCGUCACGAAGCGCUCCGUCGAGCGCCUCAUCCGCUUCGUCGAGCUCUCCGGGCGCGAGAUCGAGUUGAGAUUGCGGCCCUUUGACUCGUUGGGUGCUGUGCAUCGUCAACUGUUGACCAUGCUGCCUGAGAUGCGGACGAAGGCCAUCCGCUACUUCGAUGGGACGACCUUGCUUCUAGAGACGACGCUCGUGGCCAUGCUCCCAGAUGUGGUGACCAUGGUGGGUACCGAAGGCGAGGCCGAAUUCUUGGAGGAGCCUGACUUCACCAUCCGGAGCAUCUUCUGAUCGUUGCAGAAAGCGCACGGAGCUCCAGGGCGCUCCGGG
Molecule: messenger RNA, 552 nt
Organism: Durusdinium trenchii
Lineage: Eukaryota; Dinophyceae; Suessiales; Symbiodiniaceae
Source: the annotation of a GenBank genome assembly